Molecule: messenger RNA, 2500 nt
Organism: Castor canadensis (American beaver)
Lineage: Eukaryota; Metazoa; Chordata; Mammalia; Rodentia; Castoridae
Gene: Mtmr14
Product: myotubularin related protein 14
Biological process (GO): dephosphorylation
Molecular function (GO): phosphatidylinositol-3-phosphate phosphatase activity
Source: RefSeq, a predicted model, not a curated record
CCGGUUAGGUGGGGCGGGGCCGGAAGUGGAAGAAGAAGGCGGCGGCUGAAGAGGUUCGGGAGCUUGCGGAGUUGGAGUCGGUGCCUCCGGGUGCCAUGGGCUGGUGUGAAGCUCACUGAAGGGACGUGGGGCGGGGCCAUGGCCGGCGCUCGGGCCGCCGCCGCCGCUUCGGCGGGGUCCUCUGCCUCUUCAGGCAACCCACCGCCGCAGGAGCCGGGGCUCGGGGAGUUGCUGGAGGAGUUCUCGCGGACUCAGUACCGGGCCAAGGACGGCAGCGGGUCGAGCGGCUCUAAGGUUGAGCGCAUUGAGAAGAGAUGUCUGGAACUGUUUGGUCGAGACUACUGUUUCAGCGUGAUUCCAAAUGUGAAUGGGGAUAUCUGUGGCCAUUACCCCCGGCACAUCGUGUUCCUGGAGUAUGAGAGCUCUGAGAAGGAGAAAGACACGUUUCAGAGCACUGUGCAGGUGAGCAAGCUGCAAGACCUCAUCAACCGCAGCAAGAUGGCCAGGUGCAGAGGACGAUUCGUUUGCCCAGUGAUCCUGUUCAAAGGCAAGCAUAUUUGCAGGUCAGCCACGCUGGCUGGAUGGGGGGAGCUGUAUGGACGCUCCGGCUACAACUAUUUUUUCUCAGGGGGUGCAGAUGAUGCCUGGGCUGAUUUGGAGGACGUCACAGAGGAGGACUAUGCUCUGCGAAGUGGUGAUGUGCACCUUUUUGAUAAGGUCAGAGGCUAUGACAUCAGGCUGCUUCGGUACCUGUCAGUCAAGUACAUCUGUGACCUGAUGGUGGAAAACAAGAAGGUGAAGUUUGGCAUGAAUGUAACCUCCUCUGAGAAGGUGGACAAAGCCCAGCGCUAUGCUGAUUUCACUCUUCUCUCCAUCCCAUAUCCAGGCUGUGAAUUUUUCAAGGAAUAUAAGGAUCGAGAUUACAUGGCCGAAGGGCUCAUUUUUAACUGGAAGCAGGACUAUGUUGAUGCCCCACUGAGUAUCCCCGACUUCCUGACUCAUACUCUGAACAUUGACUGGAGCCAGUAUCAGAGUUGGGACCUGGUGCAACAAACACAAAACUACCUGAAAUUGCUGCUUUCCAUAGUAAACAGUGAUGAUGACAGCGGGCUGCUGGUACACUGUAUCUCAGGCUGGGAUCGGACCCCCCUCUUCAUCUCUCUCCUACGCCUUUCCUUGUGGGCUGAUGGGCUCAUCCACAUGUCCCUGAAGCCUGCUGAGAUUCUCUACCUGACUGUGGCCUAUGACUGGUUCCUCUUUGGGCACAUGUUGGUAGAUCGACUCAGCAAAGGAGAGGAGAUUUUCUUCUUCUGCUUCAAUUUUUUGAAGCAUAUCACUUCUGAGGAGUUCUCUGUACUAAAGACCCAGAGGAGGAAGAGUUUGCCAGCCCGGGAUGCAGGCUUCACAGUGGAAGAUAUCUGCAUGCUGAGACGAAGAGACCGUGGCAGUACCACCAGCCUGGGCAGCGACUUCUCCCUGGUCAUGGAGAGCUCCCCAGGUGCCGCAGGGAGCUUCACCUACGAGGCUGUGGAGCUGGUCCCAGCAGGAGCACAGACCCAGGCAGCUUGGAGGAAAAGCUGCUCAUCCUCCCCACAGAGUGUGCUCUGGAACCGCCCGCAGCCCUCAGAGGACCGCCUCCCUUCCCACCCCGGGCUGGCUGAAGCCAGGUCCUCCAGUUCUUCAUCCUCAAACCAUUCUGACAACUUUUUCAGGAUGGGAAGCAGUCCCUUGGAGGUCCCGAAACCCAGAUCAGUGGACCAUCCCCUGCCCGGAUCCUCUCUCUCCACAGACUUUGGCAGCUGGCAGAUGGUAACGGGCUGUGGCAGUAUUCAGGAACGGGCUGUCCUGCACACAGACUCCUCUCUCCCUUUCAGCUUCCCGGAUGAGCUCCCUAACAGUUGUCUGCUUGCAGCCCUGAGUGCUCGGGAAACACGGUUGCAGGAGGUACGCUCUGCCUUCUUGGCUGCAUACAGCAGCACCGUGGGGCUCCGGGCAGCAGCCCCCAGUCCUUCUGGUGCCAUUGGGGGCCUGCUGGAACAGUUUGUCCGUGGUGUUGGUCUCCGGGGCACCAGCACCAGCACCUUGUGAUGCAACCAGACUGCAACAGGUUCCUGCUCCUCUCUCAGCUGAGCCUUAGUGGAAUCAAAGCCAUGCCUGGCAAAGGGGUAUUUGGAGGCCAUGGGGAUGUCUCACACCCUCUUCUCCGACAUGCACACAGCAGCCCCAAAGCUGAGCAGGGCCAAGGACAGGGCUUGCCAAUCCCCAACCUCCUGACUCGUGACCACCACCCACUCUUGUCACUGCCUCCCACCCACCACGGUCUUUACAGGAUUCCCAUCAAUUUUCAGAACCAUGUGGGGUUUCCCUGAGGCCUUGUGGAAGCCAUGACAUCAUAAACGACCCCAGCCCCCAAUUCUUGUUCCCUGGAGUGAGGGGUCACCUGCACUGAGAAUGAGACAACUUGACACCAAUCACAAAAUAAAAUCAAAGUCUUUUGGAA